AUGGCCAACCCACAAACCCCCCUCUCCCCCUCCCACUUCCACCGCAUAACAAACACCUCAAACCCCUCAAACCCCACCCUCGACAUCGCCAACGACCACGGCACCCAAAACAGCACCGGCCUCCUCAAACUAGCCCGCGAAGGCUACUACUCAGGCCAAUUUUGGGCUUUCAUCCCCUCACCCUCAUCCUCAACCCCCAACUCCUACCGGCUCCGCCCAAACCGACUCCUCGAUGUCUACGCAGAAGAUACUUCGAAAGCGGUGUUGAGGCGGGCGGACGACACGCCGCAUGCGCUGGAUUGGAAGGUGGGUGAGUGGGGCAAUGGAACAUGGUGGAUUGGGAGUGAAGCGAGUGGCGUGUUGAAGGUUAUGGAUGUUGGUGGGGAGAAUGGGCGGCAGGUAGUAUUGAGGGAGAAGGAUGAGGGGGCUAAGACGCAGAGGUGGAGGAUUGAGGUUAUUAGGGAGAUUAGUGAGGACGAGUUUUAUGAUAGACCUGCCACACCAGCGGAGGGAGAGGGCUGCUAG
Messenger RNA from Alternaria conjuncta, 525 nucleotides. RefSeq lists its product as uncharacterized. The coding region runs from base 1 to 525 and encodes 174 amino acids. The transcript has 2 exons. Lineage: Eukaryota; Fungi; Ascomycota; Dothideomycetes; Pleosporales; Pleosporaceae. The record is from RefSeq and is a predicted model, not a curated record.